AUGCGCGCGAUCGCGAGCCACGCGCUCGGCGCGCGCGCGCGAUGCGUGCGCGCGCGCGCGUCGCGCGAGGACGCGUUCGGUGACCGGAGACGCGAUGCCACGUCAUCAGCACAUUCAAACGAUACGAAGAAACGACGCGCGCGCGACGACGCGCGACGCGCGACGACGGCGCCGACGGAGGUGCUGUCGCCGUACGUCGUGCUGAACGUGCCGCGGGACGCGACGACGACGGAGCUGAAGAUUGCGUUUCGAAAGAUGGCCAAGGCGACGCAUCCGGAUUCGAGCGGCGACGCGGACGCGAGCGGGACGGCGUUUCGACGCGCGCACGCCGCGUAUGAGGUGCUCACGGAUGACGUGCGAAGAAGCAUGAUCGACGAUGGAAUCGUGGAUACGUGUCAUGGGUUCUCGUUCGUCGAGGGAGAGAUUCGCACGUCGUUGGAUUACGCGAAGCGCUCGGGGGCGCCUUUGAAAAAGUCAACCGCCGCGGCGCGCGAGCGUCGACGUCGACGGAAGAAGACGAAAGUCAAAGCGAGCGCGUGGGAGGAAAAGGUGAUGUUUUCGCCGAAGAAUCGAGACGAGCUCGUGAAAAAGUGGCACCUCGAGCGAUGGAAUCGCGGAUGGCGGAUGUGGUGCCAGGCGUGGUUCGCGCUUCUGACUUUCGGCGCGCCCGUCGGCGUCGCCUACGCGCUCGCGUUCGCCCAUCAAUUCGCGAUCGCGCCGCACUGA
Ostreococcus lucimarinus CCE9901 is the source of this 726-nucleotide messenger RNA. RefSeq lists its product with no specific name. Bases 1 to 726 code for a protein of 241 amino acids. The transcript has a single exon. Lineage: Eukaryota; Viridiplantae; Chlorophyta; Mamiellophyceae; Mamiellales; Bathycoccaceae. The record is from RefSeq and is a predicted model, not a curated record.